This is a messenger RNA of Austrofundulus limnaeus, 1608 nucleotides long. Its product is annotated as ceramide synthase 2. The record is from RefSeq and is a predicted model, not a curated record. The transcript has 11 exons. Gene Ontology annotation, molecular function: sphingosine N-acyltransferase activity; DNA binding. Gene Ontology annotation, cellular component: membrane. Gene Ontology annotation, biological process: ceramide biosynthetic process. NCBI's taxonomy places the organism in Eukaryota, Metazoa, Chordata, Actinopteri, Cyprinodontiformes, Rivulidae. Bases 214 to 1425 code for a protein of 403 amino acids.
CUCGUCUCUGGUGUCGUCAGGAAGAAGCAGCGGCGGCGCAUCAUCGUGGCACCUUGGCCCAUGAACUCAAAGUAAACCAGUGAGUGGGUUUUUCUUCUUCUGUCUGCAGAACCGAACUCACCAUCAUCUCCACGGAGCUGCUGACAGAUUGAAGCUGAAAACAGGAUUUCAUGUUCUGCUGAUCUGCAGUUUUCCUKCCUCUGAGUCUUCAACAUGGACCUGCUGCCGGACCUCUGGAGCCAGGACUACUGGCUUCCUCCUGGCGUGACCUGGACAGACAUGGAGCAGCUGGCAGACUCUGAGCGACCUCAGCCCCAGGACCUCCUGCUAACUCUGCCUCUCGCUCUGGGUUUCGUCACUCUUCGCUGUGUGUUUGAGAGGUUUUUGGCCCCUCCCAUGGGCAGAUGUCUGCAGGUGAAGAAUAGAUUGCAGGUGACUGCUGCCCCUUCCCUGCAGCUGGAGUCAUUUUACACCCAGAGGAGCAAACAGCCGAAACAGAGUGAAGUUGUCAGUUUGAUGCAGUCAUGUGGUAAAACCCAGAGACAGAUUGAAACCUGGUUCAGACUCCGCAGGAACCAGGACCGACCCUGUCAAACCAAGAAGUUUGCUGAAGCUGCUUGGAGGUUUUUUUUCUACCUCACAGCCUUUGUGGCUGGAUUGACCUGUUUAAUUGAUAGACCCUGGUUCUGGGACCACAGGGAGUGCUGGAGACAGUAUCCAGUUCAGCCCAUGGAGAGAGCUCACUUUUGGUACUACAUGUUGGAACUGGGCUUUUAUGGCUCUCUGCUGCUUCGGAUCCCUGUGGACAUCAGAAGGAAGGAUUUUAAGGAACAAGUGAUCCACCACUUGGCUACCAUCAUCCUGCUCAGUUUCUCCUACUGUGCCAACUACAUUCGUAUCGGCACCUUGGUGAUGCUGCUCCACGACUCGUCCGACAUAUUGUUAGAGUCUGCAAAGAUGUUCAACUACGGCACUGGCUGGAGGAGGAUGUGUGACUCUCUGUUUGUUGCAUUUGCUGUGGUCUUCCUUGUGACUCGACUGGUGAUUUUUCCCAGCAAAAUCAUUCGCACAACCUUGCUGCUGUCCAUGGAGGUGUUUCAGCCUUUUCCUGGUUACUACUUCUUUAACAUCCUGCUGAUGGUGCUGCAGGUUCUUCACAUCUUCUGGGCAGGUUUAAUUUUACGCAUGGUCUACAAGUUCCUGAAAGGCAAGCUGGAAAAAGAUGAACGCAGUGAUGAAGARAGUGGAGCUGAAGAGGAAGARGAGGAGAAAGAAGGAGAUGAAAAUACAGAUCAAGACUGUUACUGGGAAAAAAGCAAAGACACUUUGAACUCCAAGMUGUCAAUGCUCACAAACAGUUGUGUCCUUAAUAAUCUGACCCACCACAGGUCCUCUGGAGCCAAGAGGAUACGAAAAGCUCAAUGACAAUUUUUUUAAAUGUUAACUCCCACUUUGCUUUUACAAGAAUAUGUUCAUUUUUAUGGUACUUUAAAAUAUCUUGUAUUGUUUAGUAAUUUUAAAAAAAUGAGUGACUUUUUUUUCUUACACAACUUUCUCUGUGCUUAGAUCUUUAUUAAAUGCAAUUAAACCACCAAGCUUAAUAAUUUA